AUGUUGCUCACCGCGCGCUCCUACGGACUCGCCCAACUCCCCGACAAGGGCUGCGAGAAUUCUCCGCCGUCCUUUUUCUUGCUAAACUCGUCGAAGAGGGAACAGUUGGCCGCUGAGGAGCAAGCACGUAGGAUGCUGCUUGUUCACCAGAUCGGAAGUGUGAAAGUUGGGGAGGUCAUUCGCUAUUCUCUUACAUAUACCCCCUCCGAGGAUCGCAUCCUUCCUUCUCCCACCCAUCUCCAUGUAAAAAUCAAGAACAGUUCCGCUAUACCCCUCCGCGCUGCAUACCUCCAUGGCCCCUACACUAUCCAUGUCGCAACAUAUCCCUCUACCUUCAACCCAAAUCGUAAAGUCGAAUCCCCCAAAAAGGAGGGCAUACCGGAGUUUGAGCCGAACUUGAAGGCUGGUGGAUCGUGGAGUGCGACGCUCACCCUGCCCGAAGACAUCCGUGAGGUCAGCGGAAAAACAAAUCUGAAGCGGACCGCAGACGGGGAACCCAAAAGCGCAACAUGGAUCAUCGAGAUAGCCUCACAAAUACUUUUCUCAACUUCUGCGUCUGUGAAUUACGAACUUCUUGUGGCCAGGGAUGAAAGGUCGCUAGAUUUAGGCUUUUCGGCAGUAACGGGAAACAACCAUGGCGCUCCGGGCCACGUUAAGGACCACCAGCAGGCGGCGAAGCGGAAACACAAUAAGCAUCAUUCGGCCCAACCAAAGGGCGUAUACUCGAAGGCGGUGAAGCUGGUUGUGGAAGAUACGGAGGCCUUAUGGAACAAACCUCAGCUACCCGUGUGGGCUGACGAUGAUGAUGACGAUAACCAGCAGUCAGGAAGCUCGCGGGAACAUUCUGGAUACCCUGGAGGACCGGAGCGUCGCUCUAACACACAGAAGCGGAAGAAAAUUCAUCUUGUCAUCAUCACUCAUGGCUUGCAUAGCAACACCGGCGCCGACAUGCUGUAUCUCAAGGAGAGCAUUGAUGCCUCUGCCAAGGAAGCCAGAGAAGGCAAGAUCAAACGAAGGAAGUCUAGCGCCAGUAGAGCGAAGAGGUCGUCUACCAAUUCCGAGUCACCAGACGCGGACAAAUCGGACAGCAAUCAAGGAAAUGCAGAAGCAUCUACAGCACCAUUGUCAGGUGGCCAGGAAGACAUGGAAGAAGAAGAAGAUAGUGAUGAUGAAGAGGUUGUCGUUAGAGGGUUCCAUGGCAAUGCUAUCCGCACAGAGCGAGGCAUUCAAUAUCUCGGGAAGCGCCUUGCGAAAUAUGUCCUUGAACUCACAUACCCAGACCAGCCUUUCUUGCCCGUCAAGACGUCUACGGGAAAGAAACUCUCAAACACAUUCUCCACUACGAAGGCCGACCCCGACGAAGGUGUCCCAGCACACGCUGGUAGCAGUAUCUUGCGUGUAGAGAGCCCAGUUGAGGAUCGUGCGUACAGAUAUACUAGCAUCAGCUUCGUUGGCCACUCUCUGGGAGGACUUGUUCAGACAUACGCCAUUGCAUACAUCCACAAACACUCUCCAACGUUCUUCGAGGUUAUAGAACCGGUGAACUUCAUCUCGUUAGCAUCCCCAUACCUCGGCCUGAGUAACGAGAACCCCAUGUAUAUCAAGUUCGCUCUUGAUUUUGGUCUUGUUGGCAGGACAGGUCAAGAUCUCGGCUUGACCUGGAGAGCACCCACAAUUGCACGCAGUGGCUGGACUGCCAUGAUCAGUGGGCUUGGAAGCUCUGCUCAGAAAGAGCAGCGCCAACCCGAUCCAGGCUCUAAACCUCUUCUCCGGAUCUUGCCCACGGGACCGGCCCAUCAUGUCCUACGAAUGUUCCGCAACAGGACACUCUAUUCCAAUGUGGUCAAUGAUGGCAUUGUCCCGUUGCGAACUAGCUGCUUGCUUUUCCUAGACUGGAGAGGCCUCGGGAAGGUUGAUAAAGCUAGGAGGGACAAUGGACUGAUAGGCACAGUUGCAGGCUGGGGAUGGGGCCAACUGACAGGGCAAAACACGUCCUCACCUAAUCCAUCCAGAGUUGGCUUCUCGGAUGAUGACGAUGAUGGACUGGAAUCACCUUCCGGGCGUGAUGACGUGGUCCCUCAGCCUGGUGUAGACGUCACUAACGAGGACAAUGCAAGUCAAAACACCAUGGCUGAACCCGAGGCGCAUCAGUUCUUGGAUGGAAAGAAACAUGCUCCAACCGAACUCGCAACGAGCUCUAAAGACGUCCCACAAUCCACAAAUACUCUAUCAACAUUUCUCAAUUUUCUCCGUCCGUCAGCAGCUCACACUAGUAAAGACCGCAAGAUGUUCCGAAGAAGUCAGACCGUGGCAAUCGGAGAGGGUGAAGGGUUCAGUAGCGGACCGUCUUCUGAGACCGUAUCGGAACCAGCCAACAACACCACCAGCCAGCAGCAGAGCAAGAGACCUGGUGCCACAAGGGGCGACUCCAUUCUAAACAAUCCUAUGGAUCUCCGUGCGCCACCGAAGACUACAAUCUUCGAAUCCGCCGGUGACCUUCUGAGUCCGCCAGUGCCUCCCACUUCUUGGAUCAUCGAUCCUGCUUCGCGCUCUCGGACUAUAUUUCACGACAGAGUCUACCACCCAGAGGAUAUUCCUCCUCCGCCAGUGAAACGCCCUAGUCGAUUGACUAGGUCGUUCUCCAGCGAGCAGGGGAGCUUCGCUUCCGGCAGCAGUGAGCAGAGUCAAGACGACUCUGGUGGUAUGCGCGUCGAAGAAAAGAUUGCCAGAGCGUAUCACAAGGACUUAUCAUGGCGCAAAGUCCUCGUCCGACUUGAGCCAGAUGCACAUAACAACAUCAUUGUCCGGCGUAUGUUCGCCAACGCAUAUGGCUGGCCUGUUGUCAAACACCUUUGUGAUACGCAUUUCGCAGAUACCUACGCUGCAACCACCCGCGAUGAGAAUGAGCCUGCAGUUGACCGAGCGAAUGGUGUCGACAAGCCUGUGAAAGAAGACGGUGAAGAAGUCAAAGGCCAGAGUGACCUGUAUCCCCCAGCUAAACGGACGGUCAGCGAAAUGAGGGAGGUGGCCGAUGAAUUAGCACCGCUUAAGGGCUCUAUGGAUGGUGCAGGUGGAUAUGCCCACAGUGCGUCUAAUCGGAGUCUCAAAAGCAGAGACUCAACAGUGUGGGACGAUUCGUAUUUCGACGGUACAUCGGACGAGGACGACGAUGACGAAGGUGACGACCGAAACGCCAUCCAGAAAUUCCUACAACGACAGCCGCCAAAGAGCCACAGACGAACUUCCAGUCAGGCCAGCGACGAAGAGAGUGACGCAGCUUCUACUUCUGGAACUAGUCAGGCAGAGAUUGCGGACUUCUUGACGAGGUCACCGCCACCUAUGGAGGGUCAUCGAGGGCUUGGUGUUUCUCCACGCAAGGUUUCUGCAUCUCCUCGCGAACCUGACUCACUCGAAUCAAUGCACACCCCUCGCCUGCCGAAGAGCCCUGACAGCUCUCAAAGUCUCGGUAACACAGCUGGCCUAGGUCUUCGUCGUUCUCUAGAGCUGGCAUCUCCAACGUCACCGAGCGAAGGCCGCAAGAGAAGCGGCAGUGGACGGGUGGAACAAGUUGCGCGGUUGAGCUUUUCGUAA
Molecule: messenger RNA, 3591 nt
Organism: Mytilinidion resinicola
Lineage: Eukaryota; Fungi; Ascomycota; Dothideomycetes; Mytilinidiales; Mytilinidiaceae
Product: DUF676-domain-containing protein
Exons: 2
Coding region: 1-3591 (1196 amino acids)
Molecular function (GO): monoacylglycerol lipase activity
Source: RefSeq, a predicted model, not a curated record